This is a messenger RNA of Lathyrus oleraceus (garden pea), 906 nucleotides long. RefSeq lists its product as uncharacterized. The coding region runs from base 1 to 906 and encodes 301 amino acids. The transcript is spliced from 2 exons. The record is from RefSeq and is a predicted model, not a curated record. NCBI's taxonomy places the organism in Eukaryota, Viridiplantae, Streptophyta, Magnoliopsida, Fabales, Fabaceae.
AUGUACCUUGAUCCCAUUAAUGUCGAACCUAAUGUUGGUGCUUAUGAAGAAUGUCAUGUUAUGCCAAAUGUUAUGGAAAAUGUUGAAGCCUCUGAAACUAGUAAUAGACCUAGAUCUAUUAUUACUUUGAGUAAAUCUAGCAUGAUUGUUGUGGAUAUAGACGACGUAGAUAAGAAUAUUUGUGUGUUGAUCUCUCAAGUUUUGCGUAUUGAACUUAAGACCGGUGUUGUGUUAGAUGUCUCCACAUCCUUGGCCCAACCUAAUAACACUACUAAAACCCCUCUGGACAAAUCUGAUGUCAAUGUAUCUACUCAUUCUCCUAAAAAAUCGAAAGAUAAAGAGGAUUCUGAUGGGAUGUCUGGUGAUCUAGCUGACAAAGAAGAAAACUCUAUAGAGAUAAAGGAUCAGUCUACUAACAUAGUGAAUAUAGAUGAUCUGGACUUUGAUAAUGUGCUCAUUCGUCAAAGACUGGCUCUAGGAAUAGCUAAAAGGUUGAAGAACAGAAAAGGUAAAUCAGUUGAACCCUCCAACAGACCCUCUAAAUCUCUCAAAAGAAGAACUAGUGUUGGUCCUACAAAAAGAUGGAGCAAGGACAUCGUUUCUGCUACCAGAAAUAAAGCUUCUGGGAAUAAGAUUCCAGCAAAUAUUCUUGAAGUUCCAAUUGACAACAUUUCCUUUCACUCUAUGGAAAAUGUAGAGAAAUUGAAAUUUGUUUACCAAAGAAGACUAGCACUCGAAAGAGAACUUGGCAAAGGUGCUUUUGAAUGCAAAGAGGUGAUAAGUCUGAUUCAAGAAGCUGGGUUAAUGAAAAUUGUAACUGGCUUUGGAAAGGGUUAUGAAAUGCUUGUUAAAGAAUUUAUUAUGAAUAUCUCUAAGGAAUGUGAUAACAAGGAGCAAGGAAUUUAG